AUGAACUCUCAGUCGGAUGGGUUUCGGAACAAUGUCAUCGCCGUCAAUGUGCUUGCCGUCAUCAGCAUUGCGCUUCGAUUCGUCGCUCGACAGAUCCGCCAAGUGACUGUUGGCGUGGAUGACUAUCUCAUUGUUGCAAGCUUGGCUUUGCUCUUCACAAUCUCCGGCAUUGCUCUGGGAAUGAUUCAUUAUGGAUUGGGAUACAACAAGGUGGAUCUCCCUGCUGAAAGCUCGCUGAUGGUGGCCAAACUGCUCUAUGUCUUUGAGAUAUUUUAUGUGAUAAAUCUCUUGACCAUCAAGCUUUCAAUUUUGAUGAUGUAUCGCCGUAUUUUCACCAACAUCUCUCGGCUGUUUCGCGUGGGCGCGAUGAUCUGUGGUGCAGUUGUCACGCUCUGGGCCACUGCUUUCGUACCGGCAGCCAUUUUCCAGUGCACGCCAGUGGCCAAGGCGUGGGAUAUCGACAUUCCUGGUCAUUGCAUCAGUCUGCAACUAGCCUUCUACUGUGUCGCACUACCCAAUAUUCUCACUGAUGUUGCCAUUUUAUCGCUGCCCGUUCGAUCUUGUUGGCAAUUACACAGGAGCGUCCUCUACCGUCUGUCUCUCAUUGGCAUCUUUAUGCUUGGUAUUUUCGUUGUCGGUGUGAGUAUUUAUCGAUUUACCACUCUAUUCCUGUAUUCACCACACAAUGUCCCUGAGGGACAGUCAGGUCCCCAGAACAAUGUUAAUAAUGACAGUCCAACGCCCGUCCGUCGACGCGUAUUCAAGGUGUGGGACAGUGUUAGUUUCCCACAAGGGAUCAGCACUCUACCGAGCCAGGACACCCGUACAACCCUAUCUGAUCAGCGCUCCUUGGUUAAGCCUCCCUCAGUGGAGAACAACGACUUGGAGUUAUCGCCUCUCACAGAGUGCUUGACGGUGCCAUCUGGUCGGAGCACAUUAGGAGACCCAACCCUACCGCCAGGGCAUGUAUAG
Messenger RNA from Aspergillus nomiae NRRL 13137, 972 nucleotides. RefSeq lists its product as uncharacterized. Bases 1 to 972 code for a protein of 323 amino acids. NCBI's taxonomy places the organism in Eukaryota, Fungi, Ascomycota, Eurotiomycetes, Eurotiales, Aspergillaceae. The record is from RefSeq and is a predicted model, not a curated record. The transcript is spliced from 6 exons.